This is a messenger RNA of Pocillopora meandrina, 3254 nucleotides long. Lineage: Eukaryota; Metazoa; Cnidaria; Anthozoa; Scleractinia; Pocilloporidae. The record is from the annotation of a GenBank genome assembly.
AUGGGGGUAACCUGUACGACUCAUUAUUUUCCUCAGUCGCUUCAGGAAUCUGCCUCGUUGUCCUCAAAGCUCUACAAACCAUUUCCGAAGAAAAAACGCAGUACUCGCGGCGGUGUAAUUAUGCAAUUAACGGGGGAAGGACUAGCAAGUAGCAUCCCUCCACGACACAUCAACGACCUGAUCUCUUCAGUUCGAUAUCAUUAUCAAUACCAGUGUUCAUUUGCCGCCCAGGAUGACUCCGAACUUAUUUACGGUGAGAAACGAUACACAAUAUUUAAUCACAGAUUACAUGGUUUAGAUUAGAAUGUUUCGAGCACAUAUGCACUUCAAAUCCAAAAGGAGCGUUUCCAUCAGUGACCAAUGACAAAAUUCAAUAUUGCAUUUUGGAUUUGACCAUGUAUAUUAUGUUGUGACGAGAAUUGGAAGCCUGUUUAAUUUUUAAUUUGAAAAGAUUGUGAUAAACCGAUUUUAAAAUAACUGUUUCGCUGGUUUCUUUGACAAUAUUUUGAUAUGCAGGUCAAGAUCGUAUUCAAGAUUUUUUUUUAUAUAAUUUUAUAAUGAUUUGCUGCAGCCGUACUGUUUUACUUGCACCUGUACACACAUAAAUGAAAACAAUAUCCCCUUUUUAUAAGAAAUGACGGAUUUUCGCCCGGCGUUUCGAUCAAGAGACCAAAAAACUUUUUUCCAUGAGAUUAAAAAAGGAACUAACGGUCAUUGAGCGUUCCUUUAAAAUUUUGUGUGCGAUAAGCUUUGUAGACGAAUCGAUGAGGAAAAUGGCGAAACGUAGGAGGGAAUGUUUAGAAUAUAUUUAAGACUGCGUGGAUCAAAACGAAAGCAGAAGGUUUAUCAUAAAUGCAAACGGUGUACCUAAUUUUCAUUUUUGUCAAUGUGUGAUAAUCAAAAUAGACGAGCCGACUGAUUCAAAGAGCGUUUGCUCUGCGAGGAUGGAUCGAAGGCACAAUCUUAAUUGUAAAUCAGCUAUUCUAUCAUGUUCUUAACAGUUUUGCAUAUGACAAUAACAAGCCGCACGGUCAUUAAAACUCGUUCAUGCAUCGGUGUCAGCUGAAAUCUAAUUUUCCAUCCUUUCGCAAGAUAGGUGGCACAAUGUAAGGAUCAUUUAGCUCCGCGGCCAACCCGCCCUGUCAAAUUAGUAGAGAAAAUAACCAUGUAACCAAGUAACCGUACAAAAGGCUCUCUUGUUUAUGGCGGGGCCUUACCUAUUCGGGAUGGGCGUCGUUUCGCCAUUGUAGACUAUUGUGAUCUAAUGGACAAAAAAGCGAAAAGUAAAAACACUAGAAAUCAGUCAAUCGGUCAUUACUUAUCGCCUGGGGGGUAGGGUGGGGUUUGAAGGAUUUUAUCUUUUGGGAUGGGGAUCAAAUGGUUUUCAGGGGGGACGGAACGGGGAUUACAUGUCACUAACAGAAUAUAAAUGGAGGACAAUAGAAAAUUUAAGAAUAUUACGUAGCCUCGGGAGGGUUAGUUAAAUUUUGUUGCGACACAAUUAAAAUCCUUCAACCCCCCACUCCCUCAAGUAAUUACUGUUUUUCCAGUUGAAGAGAAAAAAAAAACUGUUUCUAUUCGAUGUGGUUGGCGCAGCUAAUAUUUCGUAGUUCUUGGCUGCACUAUAUUUUGGCUGCUCUUAACAGUGUUUUUUUUCAGACACGAUGGAGAAUUAGAUAUAUUUCAUUACGGUAUACCGUUUCUAUAUCAGUCUUUUAUCCUUGCUACUGGCUAAUAUACAUUCAAAUGAUAGCAGAUAAAUGUUGUAGCUAUAACAAAAAAUUUACACGAGAUAUUUUGUUUUCUUAGCUAUUAGCGUAAUAUCAUCACUGAAUUGAAAUUACUUGUUAACUGUAAUACCUAAUAGAGACACUGACUAGUCUCAGAACUUUUGAAACUUUUUCAACAGUAUUUAAAUCAACUUCAAUAUUCAUUUCUCUACCACAGUGUUUCACUUCAAUGGAAGCUGGGACUUUUAAGUACGUGAAUAUUCACAACUCAAACUAGGUCCAAAAUGUUGCUAAUUGUAAUCAUUGUGUCCGGUUCUCCAAUAGAUCAUUAGUAAGAAUACAUAUGUAUAUCAAAAUGCUUAUUAUUUAAUCUUAUAUGUCUCCUUCCUAGGAGUUGUGGUGGAGCCAACAUCUCACUUGGCUAAACAUCCGACCUAUACUUCGCGCACGUGCACAUGGGACUUGGCAUCCUCACCCUCGACGGCUAUUACCAAGUAUCAUUGCGCAUUAACUUCUGGUCCUUGGUCGAUCUCGCCGAAUGGGCAACAAUUGUGCUGCUUAGCCAUGAAACAGGGCGUACACGAAGAGGAAGAUCUUUUCUUGUCGAGGUACGACUCUACACCGCAGAAAUGUACUCCUUGUAACAUCCCAGGAAGUUUGUCGGAAUAUCGACGGAUUUAUCCCCAGGAAUGUCCGUACUCACACGAUGGGAACACAAUUGCUUCAAUUCGCGUUGUUGCCGGAGCUCUCCAAUUGGCAAUCACUGCUGCGCGUAACGGAAAGACCAUUUGUAGUGAAAGAGUCAGCAAAGUUUGCUUUGGUUUUCGUGGUGUUGUCGUUAAUUGCGCGUUCUCUCCAAACGACCGCCUUCUUGCAGUUACUUCCUCGUACGGACAAGUAUAUUUAUUGAACUCUACCAGGUUAACACGAGUGAACAGUUUAGAUUGUGUGUCUAUUCUGUCUCCCUACAAAGUUUCAGAACUUGCCAAUGGAAACCCGGAAGACUUCGUCACGUAUUCCGUUUGCGCGUUUGAUCCACGUUUCCCUUUCCAAGAGUUCGUCACUUGCGUCCUGUACGCUGGGAUAGUAAAGAUAUGGCAAAUGUCAUGUUGUGAUAAAAAAGAUUCAGAGAUUCAAAACAGACACACGCUAACCUUCAAAAAGCUAUUAAACGUGGUUAGGUAUUCUCCCAAUGGAACGAUUUUGGCAGUGGGAGGAAAAGAUGGGACCAUUUCUUGUAUAAAUGUUGAUGAUGGAACUGUGAGCUUUGUUCUUGAUGUCACACAACAGCCACUAGAAUUCCACAGUUCUGCAGAUGUUUUUCACGUGGCAUUCACGCAAAGCGGAGAGCAACUCGCUGCAAGUUACAGCGAUGGUUGCAUACGAAUUUGGCAACUGCCAAUAGUUUUUGAUUUGAAGUUGCUUUGUCGACUAGUGGUUAAUGCAUGCGUCCCACCCAACAAAGUUCUCCAGCUUCCACUGCCUCUGAGACUUCAAAAAUUCCUUCUAAACAUAAAUUUUUAA